AAAUUCCACGUGUAACGUGUGUUGUAAAAUGUCCCAAAAGCAUGGCGUUCUACUCUUUCUUUUAACAUCUCUCACCACCACGACAAGGAAGAAAGAAUCGCUGACGUGGAUGAAUUUUAUUGGCUCCAUUUCCAGAAGUUAGCGUGCACUGACUUCUCAUCUCUCAUAGCGUCAUAGUAUCUUCUCUUCUCUUCUCUUCUCUUCUUCUACCUAGGGUUUGCUUCCUCCUCUCUCUUUCUUCCUUCUCCCUCUUUUCUUAGUCGCCGGCCGGUCCUUUAGCUUCACCGGAAACUCAAUUUUCCGGUCAUUUUCCCGGCCACCGUUACUCCGAGCUGCGUUUUUUCGAUUAAUUCGUCUUCACUUUGAAGUCAACAUAAUUUCACAGCAGAGUGUUUCAAAUUGAACUUGCUAGCUUCUAUCUUCUAUCUUUUCGAAGGGAAUAGAAUAUGGCAAGUCAAAGUGGUGCGUCUCGAAGGAGCAUAACGUCUGUUAGAAAAUCCAUUGAUCAUGGAGCUUCUCAAUCUAAUGCUCGAAAGUCUCUUUCUUCUUCGCGUCCCUUGGGACUGACGGCAGAGCGGACAGUAAAAUCAUUGCGUCUUUCAAAGGCUCUAACAGUACCUGAAACAACAACCAUCUAUGAAGCUUGUCGUCGCAUGGCUGCUCGCAGAUUAGAUGCUAUAUUACUCACUGAUUCAAAUGCUUUGCUCUGUGGGAUCCUUACAGACAAGGACAUAACAAAAAGAGCUAUUGCCUCAGAGCUUAGUCUUGAAGACACACCUGUUUCUAAGAUUAUGACAAAGAAUCCAGUAUUUGUCCUUUCUGAAACUCUUGCAGUGGAAGCCCUCCAAAAGAUGGUGCAAGGCAAAUUCAGACAUUUACCUGUGGUGGACAAUGGAGAAGUUGUUGCCAUACUUGAUAUAGCAAAGUGCUUGUAUGAUGCUAUUGCUCGUAUGGAACGGGCAGCUGAGAAAGGAAAAGCAAUUGCAGCAGCUGUUGAGGGUGUUGAAAAACAAUGGGGAUCAUCUACUGCGGUCAAUUCAACAUUCAUUGAGACUAUUCGGGAACAGAUAUUUAAGCCAUCAUUGUCUACGAUCAUUCCUGAGAAUUUAAAGGUUGUAACAGUUUCACCAACAGAUUCUGUUUUGACAACUACGAAGAAGAUGGUUGAACUUCAUUCAAGUUCUGCUGUUGUGACAGUUGAUGGCAAACCUCGCGGCAUCCUUACUUCCAAGGAUAUAUUGAUGCGGGUAGUUGCGCAAAAUCUUCCUCCAGUUUCAACUCCUGUUGAGAAGGUGAUGACUCCUAAUCCAGAAUGUGCAGUUAUUGAUACACCAAUAGUAGAUGCACUUCACACUAUGCAUGAUGGGAAAUUUUUGCAUCUUCCUGUGGUUGAUAGAGAUGGUGGGGUAGUUGCGGUGGUUGAUGUGAUUCAUGUCACGCAUGCUGCUGUUGCAACAGCAAGUCAGGUUGGAAACAAUGAAGCUGCCAGCACCAUGAUGCAAAGAUUCUGGGAUUCGGCCAUGGCCUUGACUCAAAAUGAUGAUGAUGACGAAACACGAAGUGACAGUUCCUUGAAAUUUGCUUCAGAAGGAGGGGAAAAUACAAGAUAGGAAGGGCAGAAUGCAUAGAUUCACAUGUGAUACACGGAGCAUGACAGAGGUUAUAACUUCAAUCCUUCAGAGACUUGGUGAUGAUAUUGACCCCAAUAAUCUACCCCAAAUUCUGUAUGAAGACGAAGAUCAUGAUAAAGUCAUAUUGGCUUCAGACAGUGAUCUUGCAGCAGCUGUAGACCAUGCAAGGACAACUGGCAUGAAGGGAUUGAGAUUGUACUUAGACUACUCUGGAACCGGAACCGGAACAGGAACAGGAACAGAAAAACGCAUUCAUGGGAGAGGUUCUGGUUCAGGGAGUUUGGAUCAUGCUACUAAAGAUGCAUGGGCCUCAGCAUACAGUACCUAUGCUGCUGGAGCUGCACUUGUUGCAGGCUUAGGCAUAUUAACAUACUUGAAGCGAGUUUGAUCGAAGUUUAGUGGCUACGCCAAGCUGAAGCCAUGCACAUCCGCUAGCUCCAAAAUUUUGUAUUACUGAAAACCAUUUAUAGGUAAAUUUUUUCAACAAAAAAUAAAAGGCAAAAGGUCAAAAGCAUUUUUUUAGCCUUCACUUUGGUUGCAGCAUAGAUCGUUGCUUGUAUAUUUACAAUUUUAGUUUUCUGCAGCGUCAUCAGCCCUGCAUAGUGUACAAGAACAAACGGCAUAACCACAAGUUUGUGUCCAUUUUCUUCCCUCAUCUAUGUGAGUUCAUAAAGUCAAUCACUCAGGAUUGAGUUUGGAGGGGAUGAUGAUUUUUUUUUUCUCUUACAAUAAUGAUCUUGUUUGUACUUUAUCAGUAAAAAGUUUAAUAAGCUGUGUGUAAUGACUAAAUACUAAUGAUAGUGUUACAAAGAUUGAUUGACUUGGUAUAAUUGAGACUUGAUAAUGUAAACUUCCUUUUUCUUACUAAUUAACAUUAUCUUUUACUUCUUGAA
Arachis ipaensis is the source of this 2524-nucleotide messenger RNA. Its product is annotated as CBS / octicosapeptide/Phox/Bemp1 (PB1) domains-containing protein. Lineage: Eukaryota; Viridiplantae; Streptophyta; Magnoliopsida; Fabales; Fabaceae. The record is from RefSeq and is a predicted model, not a curated record. Gene Ontology annotation, molecular function: protein binding.